CUAUAUCACAUGUUCCAAAUAUAAACGAGAACAAAACAAAAAAAGAGUCGUCGAUAAGCGAGUCCUUGAAAUCCCCAAAAUGCCCUUCAACAUAACCUCUGUGAAAACCUCAUCUAACGGAGCAUGGCAAGGCGACAAUCCCUUAAACUUCGCUUUUCCGUUACUCAUAGUCCAAACGGCGCUAAUCAUCGCCGUCAGUCGCUCCCUCGCCGUCUUAUUCAAACCUCUCCGUCAACCCAAAGUCAUCGCCGAGAUUGUCGGAGGGAUUUUGUUAGGACCAUCGGCUUUAGGUAGAAACACGGCGUACAUGGACCGUAUAUUCCCGAAAUGGAGUAUGCCGAUACUCGAAUCCGUCGCGAGCAUAGGACUUCUCUUCUUCCUCUUCCUCGUCGGUCUCGAGCUCGAUUUAUCAUCGAUCCGACGAAGCGGCAAACGCGCUUUCGGAAUCGCAGUCGCUGGAAUCACUCUACCGUUUAUCGCCGGCGUCGGAGUCGCGUUUGUGAUCCGUAACACUCUCUACACCGCCGCGGAUAGACCAGGAUACGCCGAGUUUCUCGUUUUUAUGGGAGUCGCACUCUCGAUCACAGCUUUUCCAGUACUCGCGCGUAUUUUAGCAGAGCUCAAGCUUUUAACGACUCAGAUCGGAGAAACCGCGAUGGCUGCUGCCGCUUUCAACGAUGUAGCUGCGUGGAUUUUGCUCGCUUUAGCGGUUGCGUUAGCGGGUGAUGGCGGUGAGGGCGGUGGAGAGAAAAAGAGUCCGUUAGUGUCGUUGUGGGUUUUAUUAUCGGGUGCUGGGUUUGUGGUUUUUAUGUUGGUUGUGAUCCGACCCGGAAUGAAAUGGGUCGCGAAACGUGGAUCUCCUGAAAACGACGUCGUACGUGAGUCUUACGUGUGUUUGACGUUAGCCGGUGUUAUGGUUUCCGGUUUCGCGACGGAUUUGAUUGGGAUUCAUUCGAUUUUUGGAGCGUUUGUUUUCGGUUUAACUAUACCGAAAGAUGGAGAGUUUGGUCAGCGAUUAAUUGAACGGAUUGAGGAUUUUGUAUCCGGUUUACUCUUACCGCUUUAUUUCGCGACGAGUGGGUUGAAGACUGACGUGGCAAAGAUCAGAGGAGCUGAGUCUUGGGGGAUGUUGGGUCUUGUUGUGGUAACGGCUUGCGCCGGGAAGAUAGUUGGAACUUUUGUUGUGGCGGUGAUGGUUAAAGUUCCGGCGAGAGAGGCUUUGACACUAGGUUUCUUGAUGAAUACUAAAGGUUUAGUGGAGCUCAUUGUACUCAACAUAGGCAAGGAGAAAAAGGUACUAAACGAUGAGACGUUUGCAAUAUUAGUGCUAAUGGCACUCUUCACAACGUUUAUAACGACGCCGACUGUAAUGGCCAUUUACAAGCCGGCACGUGGCACCCACCGCAAAUUAAAAGACUUGUCCGCGAGCGACGGCUCAACCAAAGAAGAGCUUCGCAUCCUAGCCUGCCUCCACGGCCCAGCCAAUGUCUCCUCCCUCAUCUCUCUCGUCGAGUCCAUCCGAACCACCAAGAUACUGCAGCUAAAGCUGUUCGUGAUGCAUCUGAUGGAACUAACAGAACGGUCAUCGUCAAUCAUAAUGGUGCAAAGAGCCCGUAAAAACGGACUUCCUUUCGUUCACCGUUACCGUCAUGGUGAGCGUCACAGCAGCGUCAUAGGAGGCUUCGAAGCCUAUCGUCAACUAGGCCGGGUCGCAGUCCGGCCCAUAACCGCAGUCUCUCCAUUACCCACAAUGCACGAAGACAUUUGCCACAUGGCAGAGACCAAGAGGGUCACAAUGAUCAUUUUACCUUUCCACAAACGAUGGAACGUUGAUCAUGGUCAUGGCCACCACCACCACCAAGACGGAGGAGACGGAAACUUACCAGAAAACGUUGGUCAUGGUUGGCGAUUGGUUAACCAGAGGGUUUUGAAGAACGCGCCAUGUUCGGUGGCGGUUCUUGUGGACCGAGGACUUGGGUCCAUUGAGGCCCAAGAUUCGAGCCUCGAUGGGUCAAAUGUGGUUGAAAGGGUUUGUGUGAUUUUCUUUGGUGGGCCUGAUGAUCGUGAGGCUUUAGAGCUCGGCGGGAGGAUGGCAGAGCAUCCGGCCGUUAAAGUUACCGUUAUUAGGUUCUUGGUGAGAGAAACGUUGAGGAGUAACGCCGUCACUUUACGACCGGCAACGUCUAAAGGCAAGGAGAAGAACUAUGCCUUUUUGACAACCAACGUGGAUCCAGAAAAAGAAAAGGAACUAGACGAAGGGGCAUUGGAAGACUUCAAGAGCAAAUGGAAAGGAAUGGUGGAGUACAAAAAAAAGGAAUCAAACAACAUCAUUGAAGAAAUACUGUCAAUAGGACAAAGUAAAGACUUUGACCUUAUAGUAGUUGGAAGGGGGAGGUUACCGUCGGCCGAGGUUGCGGCAUUAGCUGAGCGUCAGGCCGAACAUCCCGAGUUAGGUCCUAUCGGGGAUGUGCUCGCCUCUUCGAUCAACCACGUCAUCCCAUCAAUCCUUGUGGUUCAACAACACAACAAAGCUCAUGUAGAGGAUAUUACGGUUUCCAAAAUUAUUAUUGUCCAAAAUGUGAGAUUCAAAGGUACUCCAUUACGUAUUAGUUUCGGUGAAGCUAAAUCUGAUCGAAAGACAGAGUGGAGUUGCUACUUGGAACAAGGCUCGUCUCCAAAAGUGGAGUAUUAUGCUCGGAUUCCAGCAUACACAGCAGUCACAAUUCCUGAUUGUGGUGAGUCACGCGAAUUCAUUGCUAGACUCAAUGCAAUAAAUGGAAAGUACCAACCUGGUCUACCAGAGAAAUUCGCUUUUCAUUGGACAAAAAUAGCUCCGGGAAACAUGGCGGCGGCGAGACAAUUACGCACUCUCCAAUCUCAGCCUGAAAACAAGGUAUGUGUCGACUGCGCUCAGAAGAAUCCUCAAUGGGCGUCGGUUUCUUACGGAAUCUUCAUGUGUUUGGAAUGCUCCGGGAAACACCGAGGCUUAGGCGUUCACAUCUCCUUCGUCAGAUCCGUCACCAUGGAUUCAUGGUCUGAGAUCCAGAUCAAGAAAAUGGAAGCUGGAGGCAAUGAACGGCUCAACAAAUUCUUCGCGCAAUAUGGAAUCUCUAAAGAGACUGAUAUCAUUUCAAAGUAUAAUUCGAAUGCUGCUUCUGUGUAUCGUGACCGGAUCCAAGCUUUAGCUGAAGGUAGACCAUGGAAUGAUCCGCCAGUUGUUAAGGAAGCGAUUGGAGGAGGUGUGGGGAUGAAUAAGAAGCCUCCGUUGGCUCAGGGCGGUUACGGAAACAACAACAACAACAAUGGAGGAUGGGAUAGUUGGGAUAACGAUGAUUCUUAUAAAUCUUCAACUGAUAUGAGAAGGAAUCAAUCAGCGAAUGAUUUUAGGUCAUCGGAAACUAGAGGAGGUGCACAUGUGAAGUCAAAGUCGUCGUCGGAUAUCUACACGCGAUCCGAGCUGGAGGCUUCUGCGGCGGGGAAAGAAAGUUUCUUCGCGAGGAGAAUGGCGGAGAAUGAGUCUAAGCCUGAAGGUCUUCCUCCUUCGCAAGGCGGUAAGUAUGUAGGAUUCGGAUCAAGCUCGGCUCCACCACCGAGAAAUAAUCAACAGGAUGAUGUUUUCUCCGUUGUUUCUCAGGGUUUUGGAAGACUGUCUCUGGUUGCUGCAUCUGCAGCUCAGUCAGCUGCUAGUGUUGUUCAAACAGGAACCAAGGAGUUCACAUCCAAGGUGAAGGAAGGUGGGUAUGAUCACAAGGUGAGUGAAACUGUAAAUGUAGUUGCUAAUAAGACAACAGAGAUAGGACAUAGGACAUGGGGAAUCAUGAAAGGAGUAAUGGCAAUGGCGACACAGAAGGUAGAAGAGUUCACUAAAGAAGGAACAACAAGCUGGAAUCAGCAGAGUGAAAGUGAGGGCAAUAGUCACUACCAGAACUUUGGAAAUGGGAACAAAGCAGCGAAUUCAUCUGUUGGAGGAGGAAGGGCACAAUCAUCAACAAGUGGUCAUUACAACAAUUCGCAGAAUUCAAAUUCUUGGGAUAGUUGGGGAGAGAAUGAGAAUAAGAAGACAGAAGCAGCAGCUCCAAAGGGGUCAUCUGCUUCUAAUGAUGAUGAUGGCUGGACUGGUUGGGAUGAUCAUGAUGCCAAAGAUGAUGGGUUCGAUGGUCAUUACCAAAGUGCAGGUGAUAAGAAAUCUGCUGGUCACAACGGGAAAUCAGACACCGCUUGGACCGGUGGAGGUUUUCUCUAAGGGUGAUUCAGAAUCCCCGUGAGAAGUGUAUAAUUAAUUAAGGCUGGGACCGUCGUGGUCUGAAUAGAAGAUGAGAUUGGUCUUCAUCUUAAAACCAUGUUCAUCCAUACCCACAGGUCUGCGUUUUUCUUCAUAAGUUGGCAGUUUCUUGAUAAUUUUUUCUUCAUGUGUUAAGGAGUAACAUAUUUGUACAAGAUCCAUAGCCGAUUGUUUGCCAAAGAUUUUCGGUUUUAGUCUUUCACAAUUUAAAUUUAUCUUCAACUGUAAUCACAACUGAACAUUCUUUUUCUCAAAAUUGUCUUCCUUGUUGGUAGCGUGAUAAUGUGGGUUCUCGAAACGCAUAAAUUAUGCUGUUUUGGCAUUUUUCUAUAAAGGGUAAAAGGAUUU
Arabidopsis arenosa is the source of this 4630-nucleotide messenger RNA. The record is from the annotation of a GenBank genome assembly. NCBI's taxonomy places the organism in Eukaryota, Viridiplantae, Streptophyta, Magnoliopsida, Brassicales, Brassicaceae.